Messenger RNA from Rotaria sp. Silwood1, 273 nucleotides. The record is from the annotation of a GenBank genome assembly. NCBI's taxonomy places the organism in Eukaryota, Metazoa, Rotifera, Eurotatoria, Philodinida, Philodinidae.
AUGGCAUCUAUGCCCACUCGACAAUUAGGCAAGAAUGGACCAUAUGUAUCAGCCAUCGGUUUUGGAGCAAUGGGUCUGUCAGCAUUCUAUGGAAGCAUUGAUUCUGAUGAAGAACGAUUCAAAGUCUUUGAUCGAGUGAUCGAACUUGGUAGCACCUACAUUGACAGUGCAGAUGUCUAUGGUGACAGCGAAGAAUUGCUUGGAAAAUAUUUUAAGAAAUAUCCACACCAACGUAAAAAAGUGAGUCAUGCUGUAUCAUUUGUGAAUCAAUGA